CAGGGGACUCGGCGCUCGUGAGGGGCAGCGCCGGUUACGGAGGAAGAAGAACGUAUGAAUAACUAGAGAUCAUCAUGAGGGAGAAAAGAUCUAGGCGGCGGCGAGCAGGAACCAAAGAAGAGACGCAAAACCAGGUGUUGGGUUCAGCAGCACAGGAUUUUACAGUGGAUGAAAGUUUUUCCCCAAAGGCUGGAACAAGUAAACUGCAAAGUCAUGGUGCACCAGCAGAUGCCUCUCCAGACUCCAAGUGUCCUAUCUGUCUUGACAAAUUUGAUAAUGUAUCUCACCUUGAUAGAUGUCUGCACAGAUUUUGCUUCCGCUGCAUCCAAGAAUGGGCGAAAAAUAAAGCUGAAUGCCCCCUGUGCAAGCAACCUUUCUACUCCAUAUUUCAUAGUGUUCGUGCAGAGGAUGAUUUUAAGGAGUAUGUCUUAAGACCCACAAUGAAUGGCUCCCUUGCUAGUCCAGAAGGCCAUAGAUUUCGCUAUCGCAGUACUGUGACUAGAGACUACAGAAUACCCAACCGGCGACUGAGAUCAUCAUCUUCUCAUAGGACUGAAUCGCCCCCAGAUAAUGGUAUUUUAUUUGAGGGCCUUCCAAAUCAAGCUCAGCAAAGGGGAAGUGAUAUCCAGCAAAUGAUAAGAAGACUGGCUUCAAGACGACAAGCUAGUGCAGAAGGUCGGUCUAUGAGACAGAUCCAAGAGCAAGAACUUGUUAACUUCAGAAGAGCUCUCUAUCGAUCAGGUGUGCGUGUUAGAAGUAUACAGGAUGGAGGCCGCUAUCGUGACAUAUCUGCUGAGUUUUUCAGAAGAAAUCCUGCCGUCCUUCACAGGCUUAUCCCCUGGCUGAAGCGAGAGUUGACAGUCCUGUUUGGCACACACGGUUCUCUUGUUAAUAUUGUACAGCAUAUAAUCAUGAGCAAUGUGACACGCUAUGACAUGGAGACCCAAGCUUUUGUAGAUGAUUUGCGGCCUUUUUUGCUUCACCGUACUGACCACUUCCAUCAUGAAUUCAUCAACUUUGCUCGUUGCCCAUAUAAUAUUGAUGCAUAUGACCAACAUGCUAACUAUGAUUGCCCUGCACCAUCAUAUGGGGAAGGAAGUCACUCUGAAUCAUCGGUCAUCACUAUAUCACCUGAUGAAGUGGUCUCUAGGGACCUAGAUGUGCCUUCAUCUAGUAUUGAUGUAGGUCAGGCUCCAUGGGAUGAUGAAACGCCAGGACCUUCUUACUCAACAUCAGAACCAGCUACAACCAGUGUAUCAGCUACUCUUAAUGUCUCAGAGAGCUCAGAUGAGGAACCUUCUAAUAGUCAAGACAUUGCUCAGGAAGACAUAAUUAGUGAUGUUGGUAACAUGCAGGACAUGGCCCUUCCAACAGAUGACUGUGUCAUAGUGGGUUACGUUAAGCCAUUAGCAGAAAGAACACCAGAACUUGUCGAGCUCUCUUCAGAUUCAGAAGGCUCACUGUGUGAAGUAAAGACUGAGGAUACAAAAAAGUCUCCAGUUAAGCCAUUUAUUUUAAGUGACAGUAAUGAGUCAAGCAGAUCCUCAUCCCCUUCAUCCUUUCUCUCCAGUGAUAAGCAUGCACACAAAUCUAGAAAUAAAGAAAAGACUGAUUCUGGAAAAAUUGCGCAUUCCAAAAAGAAAGAAAAGGGGAAAAAAUCAAUUGAUGGGUCUUCCAAAACUACAAGAGAAAGCAGGAAAGGUAAAAGAGAUGUAAACAGUAGUCAUGCAGUGUCAAGAUGGCGAGCAAGGUCAAGGAGUUCAGACUGUUACUCUCGUUCCUCCCGCAAUAAGGGAUAUGAUAAUCGCAAAAGACCUGGUAGCAAAAGCAGAAUAAAAGCAAGGGGCCAAGAGAGGAGCAGACACAAGAGUUGGCGUGAGCUGAGGCGAUCUAGGAGUAGAGACAGAAGCUUGUCCUGGAGGAGCAGGACAGUGUCACUUACCAGUGAAAGCUCUAGAGAAAGAAACCGGUCCAGAUCUAGAAGUCAAAACCGCAACAAAGGAAGAUCCCGGAGCAAUGAUAGUGACUAUAGUUUUGGUGCAGACAACUAUUCCAGUACAUAUCAGUGGGAGUACACCUACUAUAGUAGAAAUCGUGACAGAGAUUGCUAUGAGCAGUCUUAUAGAAAGCGGACACGUGGUAGAGGUCAUUAUUCUAGACCUUCUGGCAGCCCUGAAUACAAGAUGCAGUCUUACCCUACUAGAAAAGAUACACGGAAAGAAAGGGGACAUGUUACUAGAAGGCACCAUGACAGAUAUAGAUCAAGAAGUCGUUCUAGCAGUCAAAUAAAUAUGUCCGAGACAGAACUGACCCAUUCUGACAAGCCAAGUGGAAAACGGAAAUACAAAACCCGUCAUCUUGAGACACACGAGGAGGAUGCAAGCAAUAUUGAAACCCAAGCUAGAAAGACGAAAGUGGACAAUAUACUAGCAGACAAGGGCUCAUCUGUUAAGUGCACUGAAGAUUACAAGAAUGUGUUGGGCAACUCAUCCUGUAAUGAACCAAAACAAAAGUGGAAGAAGAAGGCAAGAAGCCCCAGUGUUGAAAUAGUGUUUGAAGGUAAAGCAGGAGAGAGUUUAAGGCAUCACAAAAAGAAAAAAAAGAAGCACAAGAAAAAACGCCACCGAGAACAGUCGGGAAGUUCUCUUCUUGCCUCCCCUAUAAUCAUUACCAUUGACAGUGAAAGUGAUACUCCCAUGUCGGAGAAUGUUCCUUGUAACAGUGAACAUACUCUCCUCCCGGUCAAAAACCUUAGUAUUGACUCCACAGUGCCCUCAACCAGCCAUUCACCAGCUACCUCUGCUGCAACAAGCACCACAGACCUUCCAAGUGGAGAAAUAGCUGACCUUGAUCCUAAAUGUGAUGAUGUAUCUACCAGCAAUGGACAUGUGGAUGCUGCAACAGGAAUACUGGAUGGGUUACAUUUUGAGGAUAGCUCAGAUGAGCAAGCUUGUGCUGCAGAAUGUAGUCCACCCAGUUUUCAAUCCCCUGAAGAUGACAUUGUUGCACCACCUGAGGUAUAUUCUCCAAAUUCUGAGGCUACUCAGCCCAAUGCUUUUUCUGAAAUCCCUUCAGAUAUAAUGGAACUUGAGGAGAAUCUCUCUAAAGAGAACAGUGAAGAUGAGUCCUUGGAAAGCAUGACAUAGCACUUUCUGCUAAAGCAGAUAAUUUAGUGGGCAAGGGGCAACUAGGUUUUUUAUUGUAUUAAGAUGUCAUUUGCAAUUUUCCCAUGCACAUUCAUCAUUGUAAUUACUUGCAUUUUAUUGUUUUUAACUGAAAACCAAUCUAGCUCCAUGUGUGGCCCUGUUGCGGCACUGUAGUUGCUCAGUGCAAGCGAUAAAGCUUUUGUUGUCAUUUCUGAAGAGGGAUAUGAAUUACACUAGUAUGCUGAAGAGUAGGGCACUUGCUAUAUGAAAUGCCCAUAUUUUAAGUUUACUCUUUUGUGUUUUUGUUUAAUAACUGUAAACCAGUUCUUAAUUUAAAUAUAGAAUAUGAAAUCCCUGUAUGGUCUAUAAAAAAACAAAUGUGUAACCCAAAAAGUAUACAGAAUUUUAUCAAACUAGAAAGAUAAAGGCCAUUUAAUUUAUAAACAUAUUGUUUAAAAGUUACUGCUGUUGAUACACAGGUUUUGUUAAAUGAAACUGUAAACAAUUACUGUAAUUUAGUAGACUAACUGCUGUUGAACUGUACAAUUAAAGGAACCCAAAAGUGCAAAAAGAAAAUGCUUUAAUUUGGUAGAGCAUUUAAAUAUUGCGCUACAGCUUUCAUAUUUCUGUUUGUUUAACCUUAGCAAAUGGAUUAAACACAUAGUUAAACUCGGCUCUAGAACAGAAAUACACUAUUGGGAAGUAGAUGAACACAUUUGAAGAGCCAAUGACAAGAGACAAAUGUUUGCAGCAAUUUGAUUUAAAAAAAAAAAAAAAGUGAAAUCUAGUGUUUUAAAAUAACAUACUGUAUCUUAAAGGCAUACUGAACCCAAUUUUUUUUCUUUGGUGAUUCAGAUAGAGCAUGCAAUUUUAAGCAACUUUUGAAUUUACUCCUGAUAUCAAAUGUUCUUCGUUCUCUUGGUAUCUUUAUUUGAAAAAGUAGGAAUGUAAGCUUACGAGCCAGCCCAUCUUUGUAUCAGCUCCUGGGUACAGCUUGCUGAUUGGUGGUUAAACGUACCCACCAAUCAAGCGCUAUAUAAACCAUAUAAAGUAUCCCUUUAACCAUGAAACCAAAACUGUUGAUUACACCUAAGUGUACAACCCUAAGGGGCGCUAAUGCAAGAUAGAAGUAAUUUGAAAAACAGAAAGCAAAUAGGUGAAAAUCUGUAUAAUACAAAAUGAACAGUACCUAUAAGUAGGAUUAUUAAUAAACCAGGUUCCUAAUAAUAAUAAACCAGACUUACAAAUGUGCUACUACUUAAUAGACCAAAAUACAGAUCAUCAAUCUGCAGCCAAUGGAUAAAACAAUAUAGUGCAUUAACUUAAAAUAUACGCCUCCUAGUGCAACUCUGUUAGAGAUUUGAUACUAACAGAUCAAGUGGAUGGUAAAAUACUCACAAAAUGAGCAGCACCCAUGUGCUUAUUGAUGCAGGCUGGGGAAUUGCAGUGACCCAGCUACACUAAUCCUACAGCAGGAUGAUGGGUCCAGGUAAUCCAAUGGAUAACAAAAGCACGGGCUUCCAAACCGUAAAUUAAAAGGUAAUUUAUUAAGAAGUGAGGAUGUACACAGUACAACCCAACUAGAAUAAUAACAAAUGUUGCAACGCGUUUCUCAGCCAGGCUGGCUGUUUCAUCAGGCAUCUCACACACUCAAUAGUCCAGUACUGCUUGUUUUGCAAAGAAUAGCAAGAGAAUGAAACAAAUUUGAUAAUAGAAAUAAUUUGGAAAUAUCUUCAAAUUUUGUAUGUUCUAUUUGAAUUGUGAUAGAAAAAAAAAUAGCUAUCAUGUCCCUUUAACUGAAUUCCACCUGGUUCAUUAAAGGUUGAUAUUGUCAAUCCAGUAUGCAAACAGGACAAUGGUACAUUUGAAGUGAAAUAGUCUGUAUAGAGAGGCGCAAUAAGGGCAGAGCUUGUAAACUUCUGGGAUAUUGAGUAUUUACAAAUGCAUUACAAAAACUUGGAAGUUUUCCAUCUUUUUUUCAAAUUGUGAUAGUAAAUGUUGAGAAAGUCUGUAUAAUUUUCAUUCUCACUUUAAUAAGUAGCGUGAACAGGGGUCAGCAACCUUGGCACACCAGAUGUUUUAGAACUAUAUUCCCCAUGAUACUCAGCCAGCCUAAAGAGUGUCUAAGCAUCAUGGGAAAUGUAGUUCCAAAACAUCUGUGGUAACAUGGUUGCUGACCCCUGAGCGUGAAAGUGGUUAAACUGAUAUUGCAAAUGAUUUAUAUGGCUUAUAGAAAAUGAGUUUUAUAAGUUUUUUUUUUUAUACACUCUCUAGAAAAUAUACUGCAUACAUAUGCUUAUUUGAUGGUAUUUUUGUAAUGUUUCCUGGGUAGCCUUUUUUAAUUUUUAAAGUGUACUACAGGUGCAUUUUUUUUUUUUUUUUUUUUUUAAAUACGCUCAGGGCUUCUACAUCACAAAUCAAUGAUUUGGGUGCUAAAUAGCUUGUAAGACCAUUGCAAUUAAAGCAACUACAAAAUUCUUAUGUUUUGAUAAUAAUAUGGUAAUAGAAAACUAGAACUAUUUCCAUUAUUUACUUUUUUCCAGUUAUUACAAAAUUGUAAUAUAUUGUAUAUAACCAGUGUUCUGCAUUAUUGGAUAUCAUAUGCUGUAUGUUUCCUUAAACAUAAUGAUAUAUUAAUAUAUCUCACUAGAACUAGACAAAAAAGUCCAAACAUGAUUUGAUACAUUUGUAUCUAAUUUGCACAGAUUGUGCAUGAUACUUUUCUUAUAAUAUUCAACCAUUUUUUUUGUUGUUUGUUUUUUAAAGCCGACAAUUAUGUGUUCUCAUGGGAUGUAAAAUGUGUGUUCUUGAUCUCAUCUAAUGUGUAUAUACUGUUAAAUAAAUGUCUUUUUUUUUAAUAA
Bombina bombina (fire-bellied toad) is the source of this 6007-nucleotide messenger RNA. It is a transcript of the gene TOPORS, whose product is annotated as TOP1 binding arginine/serine rich protein, E3 ubiquitin ligase. The transcript is spliced from 2 exons. Gene Ontology annotation, molecular function: metal ion binding; ubiquitin protein ligase activity. Gene Ontology annotation, biological process: protein monoubiquitination; protein polyubiquitination. NCBI's taxonomy places the organism in Eukaryota, Metazoa, Chordata, Amphibia, Anura, Bombinatoridae. The record is from RefSeq and is a predicted model, not a curated record. Bases 75 to 3146 code for a protein of 1023 amino acids.